AUGGCUGUGGAAACCGACGCUGCAACUGCUACAGAGUUGGCUCUCGCUGAUACCGACAUCAACUGGGACAGGUUGGAUAAGAUGAGAUUUCAUGUCAUUGGGGCCAUCCUCUUCACUGCUCAGUUGGCGUUAAUUCAUCCAACAGCAGUUGUGAAGACUAGAAUGCAAGUUGCUAGUUCUGGACUCUCUCACAUGAGUGGAUUAUCUGUUUUUAGACAAAUUCUCAAACAUGAUGGUAUCCCAGGCAUUUUCAGAGGCUUGGGCACUUCUACCAUCGGAUCAUUGCCUGGCAGGGUCUUGGCUUUGACAUCACUUGAAGUAUCAAAAGAUAUGAUGCUGAAAUGCACAGAAGGUCUGGAUAUGCCUGAAGCAACUCGGGUUGGCAUUGCAAAUGGAGUGGCAGGCAUGUUGUCGAACUUAAUUUCCUGUGUGUACUAUGUCCCAUUGGAGGUGAUUUGCCAGAGACUAAUGGUACAAGGGCUUCCGGGGAUUACAUUUUGCAAUGGUCCAUUUGACAUUGUGUGCAAGGUGGUGAAGGCUGAAGGAAUCCGUGGAAUGUAUAGAGGCUUUGGAUUGACGGCUGUGACCCAAUCCCCUGCAUCUGCACUUUGGUGGGGUGCCUAUGGUGCUGCCCAACACAUCAUAUGGAGGAGCUUGAGCUGUGCAGAGAAUUUGGAAAAGAAACCAUCUCAUUUAGAUAUGGUUGCAGUUCAGGCUACGGCAGGAAUGGUGGCUGGUGCCUGUUCAUCAGUUGUUACUACUCCCAUAGACACUGUAAAGACACGACUUCAGGUCAGAAUCUAAGAUCCUUUCUUUGUGAUUGCGACUCUCUCUAAAAUUGAAGGUUAUUGAUGAUUAUGGUGCUGGAAGGCCAUCAGUAAUCAGGACAGCGAAGACACUUCUUAAAGAAGAUGGAUGGAGAGGCUUCUAUAGAGGGUUCGGACCCCGGUUCUUGAACAUGUCUCUCUAUGGAACUACCAUGAUUGUUACUUAUGAAUUGAUAAAGAGGUUGUCUAUAAAGAAAGCAUGAUCAUUUGAAUUGUAGCAAGCUGAAGGAGAUUGUUGUUCUGCAAUUUUGGAAAUCGUAGGCAGAUCUUUGUUCGUUUUCAGGGAAUGCAAGAACCCCUCAGAUGCCAUUGAAACAACAUGGUAUUUUCAUGAGGCAUGUGAAUUUUCAUGGUUGUAAGAGCUUGCAAGGAGG
Molecule: messenger RNA, 1201 nt
Organism: Ilex paraguariensis (yerba mate)
Lineage: Eukaryota; Viridiplantae; Streptophyta; Magnoliopsida; Aquifoliales; Aquifoliaceae
Source: the annotation of a GenBank genome assembly